This is a messenger RNA of Sphaeramia orbicularis (orbiculate cardinalfish), 2446 nucleotides long. It is a transcript of the gene ptpn6, whose product is annotated as protein tyrosine phosphatase non-receptor type 6. Gene Ontology annotation, cellular component: cytoplasm. The transcript is spliced from 16 exons. Gene Ontology annotation, biological process: intracellular signal transduction; mitotic cell cycle; cell differentiation. NCBI's taxonomy places the organism in Eukaryota, Metazoa, Chordata, Actinopteri, Kurtiformes, Apogonidae. The coding region runs from base 437 to 2191 and encodes 584 amino acids. Gene Ontology annotation, molecular function: non-membrane spanning protein tyrosine phosphatase activity; phosphotyrosine residue binding. The record is from RefSeq and is a predicted model, not a curated record.
CUGCCCAUUUUGGAAUUGGUGAACCAGCGCUUUCACUCAUGUUUCACUGCUCAGUGUGACAGUGUGAACCAUCUCUUCUGCAGCUGUCAGUCAAAUCUUUAGCGAUGGAGCAUCAGACCCCAUUAAACUUACUCCGCUCAAUUCAUUUUUUUUGUGGUCCUCUUUAAAAAAAAAAAGAGGUUGUCUGUUGGAGGAAUUCCGGGCUGUCAGCUAUUUUUGUUCCUGUCUUGCUUUCACUAUUUUGUGAAAGGAGACGCUAAAAGGAAGGAAGGGGAGAGUGAGAGAGAACGACAGAGAGGAGGGGAGACUUAUAGACUUAUCGAGUGUGAGCGUCUCAGCGAGUGUCAGUUGUUCUCAGAGGCAGCUGUGAAGAGUACAAGCGACUCUCACCAACCACUCUCCUUCUCUUUGGUCCCAGAAGAAGUGAAGAGUCGACAUGGUUCGGUGGUUCCACAGAGACAUCACAGGCCUUCAGGCCGAGGACAUACUGAAGUUUCGAGGUAUGCACGGCAGCUUCUUGGCUCGACCCAGCAAGAAAAACGUAGGAGAUUUCUCCCUGUCUGUCAGGGUGGGUGAGCAAGUGACCCACAUUCGGAUCCAAAACACAGGAGACUACUACGACCUGUAUGGAGGGGAGAAGUUCGCCACACUGUCAGAGCUGGUGGAGUACUACACGGCGGAGAACGGGAUCCUCCAGGACAAGGACGGCACCAUCAUCGAGCUCAAAUACCCCCUAAACUGCUCCGAUCCCACCACAGAAAGGUGGUACCACGGUCACCUGUCGGGGCCAAAUGCAGAGAAACUGCUCGCUGCACGAGACGACGCAGGGAUGUUCCUGGUCAGAGAGUCUCUGUCCAAACCAGGAGACUUUGUCCUGUCGGUUCUUACGGACGAGAAGAACAAAACAGGAGGAAAGAGAGUCUCUCACAUCAAGAUAAUGUGUCAGAAUGACAGGUAUACAGUGGGAGGUUCAGAGGCGUUCGACACACUGACAGACUUGGUGGAGUUCUACAAACGCAAAGGCAUCGAGGAGAUGUCUGGGAACUGGGUGCAUCUCAAACAGCCUUAUUACUCAACCAGAGUGAAUGCAGCAGAUAUCGACAGCAGAGUGAAGCAGCUGGACCAGACCACGCAGCUCCUGCAGGAGGGCGAGGGAGAACAGGCCAAGAGCAAGGCGGGAUUCUGGGAAGAGUUUGACGCUCUCCAAAAGUUGGAGGCGAAGGUGAAGAAGAGCCGAGAGGAGGGUCAGAGGCCUGAAAACAAGAGCAAAAACAGAUACAAGAACAUUCUUCCCUUCAACGACACCAGGGUCAUCCUGCAGGACACUGAUCCUGAAGUUGUGGGGUCAGAUUACAUUAAUGCCAACUAUGUGAGAAACACCCUGUGGGAGUGUGGAGAUCAAAAAGUUUACAUUGCUACUCAGGGCUGCCUAGCAACAACAGUCAAUGAUUUCUGGCAAAUGGUAUGGCAGGAGAACACGAGGGUGAUUGUCAUGACAACAAGAGAGGUCGAGAAAGGGCGGAAUAAAUGUGUGCCCUAUUGGCCGGACAUUAAGAGCUCCAAGGAGAUGGGGCCGUACGUGGUGAGCUGUGAGUCUGAAAGGGAAGCUGCUGAUUAUAAAAUCAGAGUCCUGGAGAUUUAUCCCAUGGACAGGCCCAAACUUUCUCGAACCAUCUGGCACUACCAGUACCUGAGCUGGCCUGACCACGGCGUCCCCCAGGAGCCCGGCGGCGUCCUCAGCUUCCUCUGUCAAGUGAAUUCCAAACAGGCUGAAUAUCCUGACGCGGGGCCCAUGAUUGUCCACUGCAGUGCUGGAAUUGGUCGGACGGGCACCAUCGUGGUGAUUGACAUGAUCCUUGACACCAUUGAUACUCUAGGUCUGGAUUGUGAUCUUGACAUCCCCAAAUUCAUCCAGAUGGUGAGAGAGCAGCGUUCAGGGAUGGUCCAGACUGAGGCCCAGUACAAGUUCAUUUACCUGGCUGUGUCCGAGUACAUACAGACCACCAAGGCUAAAGAGAGCGCCUCCAUGGAAGCUGAGACGGAGUAUGGAAAUCUGCAACUCAAGCACCAACCAGCGAGCAGGAAGGUCUCAAAAAAUAAGGACGACGUUUAUGAGAAUCUAUCAAAAGCAAAGAAAGACACAAAGAAGCAGAAGUCAGACAAGAAAAGUGGCUCAGUGAGGAAAAGAUAGAAGUUUAUCAAAGUUUAUCAUUUAUUAUAUUUAUACAGGCACUCCUUUGUGAAAGAGUUGGUUUUGUACAAGAGAUCUUAAAUGAAAUAAGAAUAAUGUUGAAAAACAGAGUUGACAAUAACUCAUUGAUGUUUUACAUGUUACAUGAAUACUCGGUGGAUGUUUCUUAAAAAUAAAGGUAGAGUAUGACUGCACACUUUGUCACAUUUGUCUUUUUUCAGUUAUUUGAAUAAAUAUAUACAAUGUUUUAUAAAA